GGGGCGGAGCCGCGCCAUGGCCGCCGGGCGCCUCCCGCCGGGCGCGCUCACCCUCAGGCAGUUCCUGAGGCGGCAGCAGGUCCUUCAGCUGUACCGCAAGAUCCUGCGGGCUAUCCGGGAGGUCCCUGCUGAGCAGGAUCGCCGCUACUUAAAGGACUGGGCCAGGGAGGAAUUCAAGAGAAAUAAGGAUGCUACAGAAGAGGAUGCAAUCAGGAUGAUGAUUACUCAAGGCAACAUGCAACUUCAGGAACUUCAGAGAACACUUAGGCUGGCGAAAUCCUGAUCUUCAUUUUGUUGACAGUUGGAUUUUUAUUUAUUACAAAUAGGCAUUUUUCCAGAAUGUAGUUAUAAUGGCAGCCUUUGCUGGCAACCUGUAAUGUUUGAAGGAGGAAUCUACCACAGUGAGGGUUUUGUUUUUCCCCUUCCCCAUCCAUUUCUCAGUUUGGCUGGCCUCAGAAGUGGAAAUCACUUGGACACAAAGGACAUUAAAGAACUGCAUGGGUGAUGUAGUAUGUGCUGCAGGAAAAACAGAAAGUACCAAAAAUUACAACAGCUGUGUUAAUGUCAGUGCAAUGGAAAAUAAAUAUAUGCCUGAUUAUUUUGUCCACUA
Molecule: messenger RNA, 610 nt
Organism: Ficedula albicollis (Collared flycatcher)
Lineage: Eukaryota; Metazoa; Chordata; Aves; Passeriformes; Muscicapidae
Gene: LYRM2
Product: LYR motif containing 2
Exons: 3
Coding region: 17-283 (88 amino acids)
Cellular component (GO): mitochondrion
Source: RefSeq, a predicted model, not a curated record